AUGUUCGUCAAAUCCGAGACCUUGGAGUUGAAGGAGGAAGAGGACGUGCUGGUGCUGCUGGGCUCGGCCUCCCCCGCCUCCGCGGCCCUCACCCCGCUGUCGUCCAGCGCCGACGAGGAGGAAGAGGAGGAGCUGGGCGCGUCGGGCGGGGCGCGCCGGCCGCGUGCGGCGGAGGCCGGGCCGGGGCCGCUGGGCGGCUCGCCGCCGGGAGCGGAGGGCUGCCGGCCGGCGCGGCUGCUGGGGCUGGUGCACGAGUGCAAGCGGCGCCCCUCCAGGGCGCGGGCUGCUUCCCGCGGCGCCAAGACGGCCGAGACGGUGCAGCGCAUCAAGAAGACCCGCAGACUGAAGGCCAACAACCGCGAGCGCAACCGCAUGCACAACCUCAAUGCGGCGCUGGACGCGCUGCGCGAGGUACUCCCCACGUUCCCCGAGGACGCCAAGCUCACCAAGAUCGAGACCCUGCGCUUCGCCCACAAUUAUAUCUGGGCGCUCACCGAGACCCUGCGCCUGGCGGACCACUGCGGGGGCGGGGGCGGAGGCCUGCCGGGGGCGCUCUUCCCCGAGACGGUGCUGCUGAGCCCGGGAGGCGCUAGCGCCACCCUGAGCAGCAGCGGAGACAGCCCGUCGCCGGCCUCCACCUGGAGCUGCAGCAACAGCCCGGCGCCGUCCUCCUCGGCGUCCUCCAACUCCACCUCCCCCUACAGCUGCACUUUAUCUCCCGCCAGCCCGGCGGGUUCCGACAUGGACUAUUGGCAGCCCCCGCCUCCCGACAAGCACCGCUACGCACCUCACCUCCCCAUGGUCAGGGACUGUAUCUAG
Molecule: messenger RNA, 819 nt
Organism: Nyctereutes procyonoides (raccoon dog)
Lineage: Eukaryota; Metazoa; Chordata; Mammalia; Carnivora; Canidae
Gene: NEUROG2
Product: neurogenin 2
Exons: 1
Coding region: 1-819 (272 amino acids)
Molecular function (GO): protein dimerization activity
Source: RefSeq, a predicted model, not a curated record